UUCAAUAACAGUCUGUUUGGGGCUUUCCAGUUGGAGCGACGACGAGCGGCCCACGAACAAUUCUAGUCACGCGUGUCGAGCGGAGCCCAGCGGUAAACAAAAAGCACGCCCUACUUCGCACACCCCCCGCAAUCAAAACAACAAAAGCACACACGCAAGGCCACGGCGGAGCGACAGCAACAACAACAACAACGAUAACAAUGGAGGAGCUGAACAGCAUUUUGCAAAAGACCAAAGAUAAAUCAACGCAGAAGGAACAGGAUGAGAUUCUGCUGCAGCCCUUCACAUACAUACAACAGAUUCCUGGCAAACAAUUCCGCUCCGAGUUGGCCUUGGCCUUCAAUCACUGGUUGCUCAUACCGGAGGAAAAGUUGGCGCAGAUCGGGGACAUUGUGCAGAUGCUGCACAAUUCCAGUUUGCUCAUUGAUGAUAUUGAAGACAAUUCGAUCCUUCGCAGAGGUGUGCCAGUGGCGCAUUCCAUAUACGGCGUGGCCAGCACCAUAAAUGCGGCCAACUAUGCAUUGUUCCUGGCGCUGGAGAAAGUGCAGCAGCUGGAGCACCCGGAGGCCACCAAGGUGUACACGGAACAGCUGCUGGAGCUGCACCGUGGACAGGGCAUGGAGAUCUACUGGCGCGACAGCUUCACAUGUCCCUCGGAGGCCGAUUACAAGCUGAUGACUGUGCGCAAGACUGGCGGCCUCUUUAUGCUGGCCAUCCGCCUGAUGCAGUUGUUCAGCUCCAACAAAGAGGACUACUCCAAGCUGACGGCUAUUUUGGGCCUUUACUUCCAGAUACGCGACGAUUACUGCAAUCUGAGUCUGAAGGAGUACACGGAGAACAAGAGCUUUGCCGAGGAUUUGACAGAGGGCAAGUUCGGCUUCCCAGUAAUCCAUGCGGUUCGCACCCAGAAGCAGGAUAAACAGGUUUUACACAUAUUACGCCAGCGCACGCACGACAUUGAGGUCAAGAAGUACUGCAUCACCUUGCUGGAAAAGCUGGGCAGCUUUCAGUACACACGCAAGGUUCUGGAGACACUCGACGCGGAGGCGCGGGCGGAGGUGACUCGUCUGGGUUGCAAUCCCUAUAUGGACCGCCUCUUCAACAAGCUUCUGUCGUGGAAGACGAGCGAUAGCGCCAGCAUCACGCAGUCGAACCAGAUCAAUCACAACAACGUCUCGCGCGGCAGCCCCAACCAGAACACGCUCAAUUGCAAUUAGCAGCCAAAGAGGCAAAAGAGGGAGCAGUCGUGAAUUGCGAACGGCAGAGCCUCUUUUGCCGCCAAUCCGAGACAGCAGCAGGCCAGCAGAGAGCCCACGCCCGCCUGCCUCAGUGCGCCCCUGUUGCGUUUCCUGCAGAAGCUGAAGAUAUUCUGAGAUUUAGAGAUUUAUGUUCCCCUUGGCCAACCGGAAAACCCACAGAGAACCCUUUACUUUUAACCAAAACUAGAGCGAUGAGAAGAUGAAUGGAUGGAAAUGGAUUGUAAUGGAAUGAAAAAAAAGAGGAAAGCACAGGGAUGGAAAACAAAACCAACAGCAGCCUUACAGAAAAUUGUUAAGCCAAAAGUAAAUUGAUAUAAGCCAAGCUUAUCAGUGAGCUAGCGAAGAGCCAUAGCACAGCUUUCCAAGAAUUUGUUUUUGUUUAAUUUUAAUUUAGUUUCGGUUUAAAGUAACUUAGAUAGUUAUGGGGCCACGACGGCAGUCGGCGGCUCGAUUAGUUUCCUUCCUUUUGCCCAGCGAAUGGGGUCACGCAAAAAUCUCGCAGAGCAUUAACUUAAUUAUAGGAUAUGCAAUUUUUUAGCUCUUGUAUUUCUAAGUGUAUUUCGUAUUCAUAACUCGAUUCUGCAAGCAAUUUUUCGAUUUCUAAGUGUCAUUUUUAAAUCUAACUCACUCGGAACUCAAUGUGCACUUCCUUUAUCGACGUUGUUCCACUUUUAAUUGUUAUACAAAGGCAAUUCGUAUACAUAUAUGUACUAUUAACGACAAAUUGUUAACGUUUUAUGCAACAACUACAAAACCAACACAAAGGAAAACCACUAUAUAUUGAAAUAAUGAUAAUGAUGCACUGCACAGCAGAUUUUUGCACAUUGCACCACCUAAAAAGUAUAUACAUAUAUUAUAUAUAAAUAUAUAUAUUUUUAUUGUAGUUAUACACUUGAAAAAAAAACAAAAACCAAACGGCAAGAGAAACCACAUAAAGAAAACAAGAGGAGUAACCAGAUUGCUGAAGAGAAAAUGAAAACAAAUUGUAAACUAUGCAAACAUUUUAUGGUAGGAACGACAAC
Messenger RNA from Drosophila suzukii, 2281 nucleotides. RefSeq names its product geranylgeranyl pyrophosphate synthase quemao (gene qm). Gene Ontology annotation, biological process: isoprenoid biosynthetic process. NCBI's taxonomy places the organism in Eukaryota, Metazoa, Arthropoda, Insecta, Diptera, Drosophilidae. The record is from RefSeq and is a predicted model, not a curated record. Gene Ontology annotation, molecular function: prenyltransferase activity.